This is a messenger RNA of Diachasma alloeum, 1641 nucleotides long. RefSeq names its product histone deacetylase complex subunit SAP30 homolog (gene Sap30). The transcript has 3 exons. The record is from RefSeq and is a predicted model, not a curated record. Lineage: Eukaryota; Metazoa; Arthropoda; Insecta; Hymenoptera; Braconidae. Gene Ontology annotation, molecular function: transcription coregulator activity; protein binding. Bases 678 to 1205 code for a protein of 175 amino acids. Gene Ontology annotation, cellular component: histone deacetylase complex. Gene Ontology annotation, biological process: regulation of DNA-templated transcription.
CAUAACAUACGGAAGUUUAUCCAUGCCGGAAUUUUCACCGAGCAACAAUAAACGUAUAUAACCGUGUCAGGGCAUCGGAUACCCAGUGUAUUGUAUCAUAUCUAUAUAUUUUCUUUUAUUUCAACUCGAGAAGGAAUGAGGAGUCAGUUGGGGUUUCGUCAUAAAGCCGUGCGGCUCGUCAGUUCUGUUGAUUGAAAAUGUGAGAAAAAUUUCCACUCAAAAGUGUCAAUUUUCGAGUUUUAACAAUUUUUCCUGUCAAAAAUCGAGAAUUCAGGGGAAAGUGGGUGUACUCCCGUUAUUUUUUCACUCUCUCGCGUCCCAAAAUAUAUGAAAAAUCGUGUGAAAACAUUGGAGGAGGUGCACCGGUAGAUUUAUCACUAAUUCUUCGUCAUUUCGGAGCGGAAGGUGAAAAAACAACAUUUUAAAAAUUUGGAAAAUUAACUUUAGAGUUUUGUGAAUGGAAAAACUAUCAUGAUUACUCACAAAAAGACAUGUGAUACUGCGAGGGAAUCUCGGAAAUGCUUGGAUGAUAUUUGAGCCCAAUCUCAUCCCAAAAACACUUUUCGAACAAUUUUUUCUGAGAAAAAAAAUUUGCGGAUGUGGAAAGGGGGCAUGUGAUCAGGUGGAUUUAGUGUUGAACAAUUUUUUUGGACGAUUGCAAGUGCAAUAGAGUUACGAUGAAUGGGUUUAGCACGGGUGAGGAGGAUUCUCGUGGUGCAGCUGAUCAGAUAUGCUGUUUAGUUGAUGACGGCGAGAGGUGUACAAGGGCAGCUGGAAAUGCAUCGUACAGUAAAAGAAUAUCAAAGACAGUGACUCAGAGGCGUCUUAAGUUAAAUACUGAUCCUGGGGUACGUCAUACCUAUAUCUGUGAUUACCAUAAACAAGUGAUUCAGUGUGCUCGGUCGAAACAACAGCAGCAGAGAAGGCGGAAAGACUCCGAGGAAGACUCUGGUGAGACGGACAAUGAUCUCCCUGAAGUGGAUCUAUUUCAGCUUCAAGUUGGAACUUUGAGGAGAUACAAGAAGCAUUUCAAGGUCUCGACGAGACCUGGACUCAACAAAGCACAACUAGCUGAUACAUUAAUGAAACACUUCAAAACAAUUCCCGUAGCCGAGAAAGAGGCCCUGAGUAUUUUCUUUUACACUGUCAAGACAAAUGCCAACAAACUCGACCAAAAAAAUGGCCUCAGCAAUGACGCAACGUAACCAAUACUCCCAGUGUUACAAUUAAAUUCAUCCCCAUCAAUGACAUAAUUAACUAGAUUUUUAUUAUUAUUUUAACGUUUAUUUUUCUUCUUCCUCAGAGAGAUAAUGAUUGAAUCAUGUUCGAAUGAUUAUACAAAACAUUGCGAAUUUACUUGAGAGAAUUUUUUAAAUUGUUGAUAGAGGGCGGUAUAUUUUAUAAGAAUUAAUUAUAAAAAUCAAUUGAAAAUUAUAUCAUACAUUAUUUCAAGACUUAUACAAAUUUUCUGUAUUUAUUGGAUAUUCUUUCUUUAUUCGUUUUUUGAUAUUUUUCCAUCAGAGUAAGUCACUCGUUGAGACUGUGCACGUGGUCUCCUCUUCACUGUCACUCAGUUCUAGAUGAAUGAAACAUGAGAAAAUUUAUUUCAGAAUAAUUGAAUAAACAUUUUUAUGAAAAUUA